Molecule: messenger RNA, 780 nt
Organism: Penicillium longicatenatum
Lineage: Eukaryota; Fungi; Ascomycota; Eurotiomycetes; Eurotiales; Aspergillaceae
Product: sulfotransferase family protein
Exons: 1
Coding region: 1-780 (259 amino acids)
Source: RefSeq, a predicted model, not a curated record
AUGGGACAGAAACCAUCUGUCCCGCAACCAGGAACAACAAUCCAAGUCAUCGGAGCCGGACUCCCACGAACUGGAACCGCAUCAUUCAGUACAGCCCUGGAUAUCCUUCUAGAAGGCCCAACCUUCCACUGCGGAACUCAAGCAACGUUAGGACCCCCUAUUCAAAUCAAAACAUGGAUUCAAGCACUCAAGCACUGGGCCGCAGGAGGUGACACGCAUCAGAAAGCCCUCCUAGAACUCCUAGCGCGCCAGUAUGAUGGUUAUGCCGCCACGACCGAUUCGCCAGGUGGCCAGCUCGUCCCUGAGUUGAUGGCCCUGUACCCGGAUGCCAAGGUAAUCUGUACUGUCCGGGAUCCGGUGUCCUGGGAGAAAUCUAUGAACCAUGUGAUGCAUUAUACGUUCCUUUGGUUCUUGCGCGGUGUGCUAUUUCCCUUGCCUGGCAUGAGACAUUUUAUAAAUUACCUCAAGUUAUUGAGCGUGCAGUGGAAGACGCUUUAUGAUGAGGAGAUUCCGACAAGGAAGACAUAUGAUCGGCAUAUUGAGUGGUUGAAGGAGGUUGUUCCUGAGCAUCGGCUUGUGUUUUAUGAUGUUAAGGAUGGGUGGGAGCCUUUGUGUAAGGCGCUUGGGAAGGAGGUUCCGAAGGAUGUGCCAUUCCCGCAUAUCAAUGAUGGGGAUGCGAUUGAGAAGAUUGCCAAACUGCAUAUUCGGAGGGGAUUGACGCGGUGGGCUUUUAUUUUGGCUGUUGGUGCCACUGGAUUGGCUUGGGCUUUGUAUCGGUAG